AACGACUUCGUUUUACCCCCGACCUAAACCACUCAUCAGUAAUACGAUUAUUUGCCAAAAUCCAACCGGUCUGUACAAUUUUCUCUGAAUAAUAGCGGAGUCGACAGAAGAAGAAGUUCAGAAGAACAUUCAAACAUGUUCGCAAUUGCUGCUAUCAAUGAUACGGACUCUAGAGGCCAGUGGGAACCCUUAGCUCCUACCAAAGAAGCCCAGGAAUUUCAUGUUUCACAAACGUAUCAUGAAGGGCUUCUCAAGUUACAAGCUAAAGAGUAUGAAAAGGCACGCGAGCUCUUAGAAUCUGUCCUAAGAGAUCCUCUUAUUGCGAGCGCUCAGGUGGAUAGCAGUGCCAGCGAUGGUCAUCUAUUGCAACUCAGAUUUUUGUCACUGAAGAACCUUGCCACUGUUUUUCUACAACAAGGUUCUGCACAUUAUGAGAGUGCUUUACAAUGUUAUCUUCAAGCUGUGGAGAUUGAUACCAAAGAUUCUGUUGUAUGGAACCAGCUGGGAACAUUGUCAUGCUCGAUGGGCUUACUGAGUAUAUCACGCUGGGGUUUUGAGCAAGGGCUUGUGUGCAGCCCUAAUAAUUGGAACUGCAUGGAGAAACUAUUGGAAGUUCUUAUUGCUAUUGGUGAUGAAGUGGCAUGUCUUUCUGUGGCAGAAUUGAUUUUGAGGCAUUGGCCAUCACACUCUCGUGCUUUGCAUGUCAAAAAUACCAUUGAAGAGUCAGAGCCGGUUCCAUUUGCUCCGAGAGGUAUAGAUAAGCUGGAACCUAAACAUGUGCGGCUCAAAUUCCUUGACAAGAGAAAAGCAGCCGAUGAGAAUUUAGAUGAAAGUGUUGCAUUGAAAAAGUUGAACCAGAACAUAGAACUGAACUUGGCAGAAGCUUCCUGGGUGGCUCUUGCUGAUGCACUUUUGGAAAUCUUACUUCCAUUGCAUGGAAGUGGUUCUGAGAUGGGGGCUGGGAAAGGAUAUAAAUCUGGGGAUCUCAGAUUAAGUAUACACUUAUCUUCUAGUUCUGAAAAUGUUAUGAGGACUGUGGAGAGGAAAGUGAUUGAUUUAAACUCGGUGAGUGAAAAUGUGUCUCUUGGUGAUUGUGACUCUGAAAGAGCUAGUAUAGUUAAAGAAAAAGAAGCAAAUAUUCUAGAAGAACAACCACAUGAGAGACGGAGUUCUCGUCUUGAAAGGCUUAGGAGUCGUAAACCAAGGAAAGAAGAAUUAGAUCCUGGUACUGGUAAGGAUUUAGCCAAGGUUGUAAAUCAAUAUCUAGAAUGUUUUAUUAUUGGUGGAACAGGAAUUAAAAGUACUGUUUGUGCUGCUACUUGUUCUAAUCCAUUGGAUACUGAAUAUAGUGAUGUUUCUAGAUUUGUGACAGAAACUUCAAAAAAUUAUGGUGCUUACCAUAUGGGCCACUUGUUUUUAGAAGAGGCAGCAAAAAGGGCUCUUGUCUAUCAGGAUGCAUUUGUCAAAUUGCUGGAGUUGGAGAAGUUGACCAGACAUUGGGGUAAGGAUAGGACUCCUGAAUGCAGUCUUUUUCUUGCUGAGCUUUAUUAUGACCUUGGCUCAUCCUUUUCCAGUGAUUCCAAACUGUUGGAAUUCAUGCCAGAGUCAUCUUAUCAUCUUUGUAAGAUCAUUGAAUCUGUAGCUUUGGACUAUCCUUUUCACUUGAGUUGCGCCUUGGAAAAUGAAAAUCAUUCAUCAAUUCAUAGUGUUCAAGAUAUUAUUGGAGUGUCAACCAAUAACUCCAUGAACAGGGAUUCAGUUAUAGAUAGUUCACUCAUAACCAAUAACAGUUCCUUCUGGGUACGAUUUUUCUGGUUAAGCGGCCGAUUGUCUAUUUUAGAUGGUAACAAGGAAAAAGCUCAGGAAGAAUUUUGCAUUUCCUUGUCACUUUUGGCAAAGGCGGAAAAUGUGACUGAUUGUCCAUGUGUAGUCAAGCUCCCGCACUGCAAGGUUAUUAAAGAGUUAACCGUUGAUAGGCUUCUUCAUGAAAUUAAUAUUUUAAAAGUUGAUUUCUUAAUGGAGAAGACAUUGGGUGACAUGAUUGAGAAAGAGAUGUAUAUGGAAUGUGCUACCUUGCUUGCUCCACUUAUGUUCUCGACAAAAGAUGUUCACCUUGAUGCAUUGCCUUCAGCCAUUGCGGAUACAAAAGGUGAAGGUAUUACUUCUCUUGAACUAUCAGCACUAGACAUUUUAAUCAAAGCUUGUGAGAAGAUAAACUCAAUGGACGUUGAGUUGUAUUUGAGUUGUCACAGGCGAAAGCUGCAGAUACUCAUGGUAGCAACUGGAAUGGGUGAAGGCCUGGCUUCAUGUAAGCGCUUCCACAAGUCAGGGUCAAAAGAACUUUCUGGUUCUGAUAUAGAAUUAAAAGAAAGUUCAAGCAAGCACUGGAAUUGCGUGGUUGCAGAGGAAGUGAGGGCAAUCUCUGAAUGUGUGUCACAUGUGAAGAGCAUCAUUGAUCAGUCUGAAAAUUCUAAUGACAUUAGUGUCCCAAUGAGCUGCAUUGGGGAUAUUCAAUCUUUGCUGUUGGCAGCCAUGGGCAAUGUUGCAAACUUGCUAAUAUGUAAAAAUUCUUCUGGACUGGUAAUUGCCGAAGAAGCUGAAAGAUGCUGCUUUGUUAAUGCAGCAAUUGCAUUCUGCAAACUUCAACACCUAAACCCUACUUUAACUGUUAAAACUCAAGUGGAACUAAUUGUUAGAACACAUGACUUGCUUGCUGAGUAUGGGCUCUGCUGUGCAAGUGAAGGAAGUGAUGGGGACGAAGGAACAUUUCUUAAAUUUGCAAUAAAGCAUCUCUUGGCCUUAGAUGUGAAGCUUAAAUCCAGCUUCAAUACUUUAAACAGGGAAGCAACUCAAUGUCAUGAGCAGGUCUCCCCUAGUAGUCUUGCUAAAACUUAUCUAAAUGAAUCAAGAUCAGCUAUGGUGGAUGUGGGAGUGGGUCAGACCCGAAGUGGUGAAACCAGUAUCAUGUAUACAUCUGAAGGGAUAACUUCCAAGGACAUUUCAUCUCAUAAUGCCCUAGAUAAGGAGAGUGCAGGGGUAGAAUAUGGAAAUCAAGGCAGUGAUGGAUCUGAUGGCCCGUUAAACAAAGGCAAAAAUGCAAGCAAUGAAUUGAUUGAAUGUGGAAAUGAACUUGCUGAAGAUGAAAGGGAGGAACUUGAGUUAAAAAUUGAUAAUGCAUUGGAUCAGUGUUUCUUCUGCUUAUAUGGUCUAAAUCUUAGAUCUGAUUCUUGCUAUGAAGAUGAUCUAGUUACCCACAAAAAUACUAGCCGUGGAGAUUACCAGACCAAGGAUCAGUGUGCUGAUGUUUUUCAGUAUAUUCUACCGUGUGCAAAGGCUUCUUCCAGAACUGGAUUGGUCAAACUUCGUAGGGUACUAAGAGCUAUACGGAAACACUUUCCACAUCCACCAGAAGAUGUUUUGGCUAGCAAUGCUAUAGAUAAAUUCUUGGAUGAUCCUGAUUUAUGUGAAGAUAAACUCUCAAAGGAGGCGGGAUCUGAUGGAUUUCUUGAAAUCAUGAAGAAGAUAAUAUUACCCGAUGCAAGUAGUCUCAAACAGUAUAAGGCAUCAUCAGUUGGGAGCUCUGAGCCAUAUUUGGAAGUCUAUUGCAAUUUGUAUUAUCUCCUGGCUCAGUCUGAGGAAAUGAGUGCAACUGAUAAAUGGCCUGGCUUUGUACUAACAAGGGAAGGGGAGGAAUUUGUACAGCAAAAUGCAAAUCUCUUCAAAUAUGAUUUAUUAUAUAACCCUCUACGCUUCGAAAGUUGGCAACGUCUUGCAAAUUUUUAUGAUGAGGAGGUAGACUUGUUGCUAAAUGAUGGCAGUAAGCACAUUAAUGUAGUAGGAUGGAGGAAGAAUGCCACUUUACCUCAGAGAGUUGAGACAUGCCGAAGGAGGAGUAGGCGAUGCUUAUUAAUGAGUUUGGCUUUGGCAAAGACGUCAGAUCAGCAGUGUGAGAUGCAUGAAUUAUUAGCGUUGGUAUACUACGACAGCCUUCAGAAUGUGGUCCCAUUUUAUGAUCAGCGCUCCGUUGUACCUUUGAAGGAUGCAGCAUGGAUGAUGUUCUGUGAGAACUCUAUGACACAUUUUAAGAAAGCCUUUGAACACAAGCAAGAUUGGUCCCAUGCAUUCUAUAUCGGGAAACUCUGUGAAAAGCUUGGAUACUCACAUGAGAUAUCAUUGUCAUAUUAUGAUAAGGCUAUUGCUUUGAAUCCAUCAGCAGUGGACCCUGUCUACAGGAUGCAUGCAUCGCGCUUGAAGUUACUUUAUACAUGUGGAAAACAGAAUCUGGAGGCUUUAAAGGUUCUUUCAGAAUAUUCCUUUAAUCAGUCGGUAAGGGAUGCUGUCAUGAAUAUCUUUGGUAAAAUGGGUUCUGAAACAGCACACUCGCCGGUACAUAUGAAGGACAGCACACAAGCCUAUGCAGAUGAGGUUAAGCAUGAAAAAUCACUUAAAUUGGAGGAGGCAUGGUGCAUGCUUUACAAUGAUUGCCUUUCAGCCCUUGAAACUUGUGUUGAAGGGGAUCUUAAACAUUUUCACAAGGCCAGAUAUAUGCUAGCUCAAGGGCUGUAUAAAAGGGGUGAGAGUGGCGAUUUGGAGAGGGCAAAGGAUGAACUCUCUUUCUGCUUCAAAUCAUCUCGCUCAUCCUUUACAAUAAAUAUGUGGGAGAUUGAUAGCAUGGUAAAAAAAGGAAGGCGAAAAACUCAAGGUUUUGCUGGGAGCAAAAAGGUCCUUGAAGUCAACUUACCAGAGAGUUCUCGAAAAUUUAUUACUUGCAUCCGGAAGUACAUGCUGUUCUAUUUGAAAUUGUUGGAAGAGACUGGAGACAUAUGUACCCUUGAUCGAGCUUAUAUAUCUCUUCGGGCAGAUAAGAGGUUUUCAUUGUGCAUCGAAGAUCUUGUUCCAGUUGCACUUGGGAGGCACAUUAAAGCCUUAAUUUUAUCCAUGCAUCAAGCUGAGACUGUUGGCUUUGGUGCUGCAAGAAGUUCAGAGCAUGUUCUGGAGAAAUUGUUUGCUUUAUUCAUGGAACAGGGGAACUUAUGGCCAGAAAUAUGUGGUUUACCUGAGAUUAAGAGCAAAGAAAUAUCAGAGAGCAGCUUAUAUGGAUAUCUCCAUGAACAUAUCAUGUCAUUGGAGAGAAAUGGCAAGCUGGAAACUCUUGAAGUAAUAAAUGAGAAGAUUCGAAAGCGUUUUAAGAAUCCGAAGUUAUCAACUAGUAGCUGUGCAAAAGUUUGUCGGCAUGCUUCUGUUGCUUGGUGUCGAUCCCUUAUAAUAAGUUUGGCGUUGAUCACUCCAUUACCAUCUGAAUUUUCAAGUGAUAUUCCAUCCAUUAUCAAUCCAUCAGAUGCAUGGUUGGAAAACAGCCAUCUACUUUGUGUUGAUCUGCAAAUGAAUGAUUUAUGGAAUUCAGCAUUUGAAGACUCAACUAAAUUAAAAAAUCUUGAAACAAAAUGUCAGCCUAUUUUGUCUAAAAUCAAGAAUAUAAUGAUUAAGAAAGCUUCAGAUGAAAAUUUGGAGACUGCCAACGCAUUGCUGAGAUCUUCUUACAAUUUCUAUCGGGAGAGCUCCUGUGUAAUGCUCCCAUCUGGCGUCAAUCUUUAUUUGGUCUUGUCUCGGUUAGCAGCAGGAACACAAUUUCAGCCAAGCAUGGAUGGGGUUGAAAUACUUGAUCUGAGCAUGCCAAGGAAGCUUCUCUUGUGGGCCUACACACUAUCGCAUGGUCGUUAUGCAAGCAUUUCAGUUGUUGUAAAGCAUUGUGAAGAAAAUGCAAAGUCAAAGAUGAAAAAAGGAGCUGGAACCUCAUCCUCACCCAUAAAUAUGCCUAGUACCGCCACUACUCAUACAGGUGCUGGGAAAGAUGGAGCACGCCAUGGUGGAGGCAGUGAUGUGGAGGCUGCUCCAGUGACGGCAGUGACAUCUCCUCUGUCAUCUGAGGGUGAUACCAGACACUCGGUGAAUUCACUACCACCUUCUAGCGAGAAUCAGAAGGGUUUAUCUGCUGCCCCACAACUGCAUCCCUGUAAAAACACUCUUGCAGAGCGGAGCAAUUGGAUGGGUCGUGAAGGAGGAGAUUCAGACAAAAGUUGACUUCUUAUCAGUGAACUGCAUCUAACUGAUUGUUGUAGAUCGCAACAUCUAAAUGCCGUUGUAGAAAAUAGUAUGUCAUGCGUUGUAAGAGAGGAACAAGUUAGGAACUAUAGGAUAUGUAAGCACUGCUAGUGCGCAAGAUGAUGCUUGGAAGCUUCAGAUGCUUUGCCACUGCCUCGGCAAAAUACAUGUAUUCAUCAUAUGUGAUGCAGGCAAUCUCAUAAUGACGCUCCUUUGUUUCCAUCAUCAGGGCCGGUGAUUCCUGGAGUGGAGCUUUGCAGUUGCUGUCGAAACCCAAUCUCACAUCUAUAAAGUUCUCAGAGGAGACGUUGCGAUCAGAGAAGCCGUCUACUACGGUUAGGAAAUUGAAAUCAGGGUGGUUUAAUGUGUUGGGGAAGUUGAAUUGGGUGUGAGCGAUUGUGAUGUAGUAGAGUUGAAAUGCAUAUUUUAGACGGGUAUAGUGUAAUCUGAAUCAAUUACUUUUAUAUCUGUAUAUUUUAGACGAGUAUGCAUGGGUGCAUAUAAUCUGAGAAAUAUGUUAUUUCACUUUA
Molecule: messenger RNA, 6632 nt
Organism: Alnus glutinosa
Lineage: Eukaryota; Viridiplantae; Streptophyta; Magnoliopsida; Fagales; Betulaceae
Product: calcineurin-binding protein 1
Exons: 19
Coding region: 136-6081 (1981 amino acids)
Biological process (GO): chromatin organization
Cellular component (GO): nucleus
Molecular function (GO): protein binding; nucleosome binding
Source: RefSeq, a predicted model, not a curated record